AUUUAAACUCCCGUUCCCAUUCAUUCUCUCACUUCAUAUUUUUCUCCGAAAACGCGCCGCCCACCACCACCACAUUCACCACCCUAUCUCCUCCAUGUUCCACCGCCUCUAACAAAGGCAUAAAAAACCUUUAGAUCUGACUAUAGAACCUCUAGAUCUAACCUUUUUUUUCCUCUUUGUAUUUAAUUAGGAAAAGUGUAUAGAAGUUAUGGCAGCCGGAGUAGCAGUUCUUCAUCCACAAGAUGUAUUAAACCAGAAUCACCAACGGAGUAGUUUGAUUUUCCCGGCGACGAGAUCUCGACGCCGGGUUACUAACCCAACUACUCCUGCUAGUUCUAACCCCACGGCUUGGGCCGUUAACAGCGUUAACCAUAGCCGUAGAUCUGCACGGAAGAGGAGUCCUACGAAGAAGGAUGCUUUUCCGGCCAAGGAAGUUAACGCCACCAAGCCGAAACCAAAGCCCAAGUCUGACGCCAGACCCAUCGCCGCCAGCAACAACAGUAAGUUGGUUAUGGGCCAAGUUAAGAUUUUGAGACGGGGUGAAUCUCUUUCCUCUUCUCCGACGUCUCCCCCAUCGGCUAAAUCGCCGCCGGCAUCGGCUAAAUCUAGCCGCGUCUACGCCGCCGUCAAUUUCAACGAGCAGUUGUCGGUUUCCACACCACCUGUACCAGAUCGGAUGAUGGGUCCGCAGGCGGAACCCGUUAUGUUCCGGAAGCAGAUCCGUUUUUCCGAUUGCUAUGCUGGGUUGUCCAUAGAUGUUUCUUCCCCCCCGCCCAGUUCACUCCCCGUUCCGGCCUUUUUUAGGAAGAAAUUGGAGAAUCCUAAUACUGCUACAACCACUAGUGAUGCUACAAAUGAUUUGCUGAAGCUCCUCCGACUUGAUCUGUCCUGACCUGACCCGCCGAAGAAAGUUUGUGUUCAGGAUGUCUUUUGAAAGCAAGGAGCAAAAAAAGAAAGGAAGAAAGAUUAUACAAGGCGGCUGUGGUGUCUUUUCAGUUGGUGGAUUCAAAUGGGGAAAACUUCCCUUAUUUUUUCAAGGGGAAGCCAUUGAAUCGCCACCGUGAUUGCAAAGCUACCGUCUUUUACCAUCUCUUCUUAUCUCCCAUCUUUGCUUUUUUUUUUUUUUACCCCGUUUAAGUUUUCAUUUUCUGAAUCAUGUUGAUUAAAGUCCAAUAGUAGUAGUCAUGUACCUAUGUAGAGUGGGUGUAUAUGAUGUUACCUAUGAAAUCAUUAUGAUGUCAAAGGAGCUUGUUUAGGAAGAAGUCGAUAGGAAUGAUAGAUGAUAUGAUGCGGGUGAUGCCCGGAAUAAGCUAUAGUGGUAGGUCUUUUGUUUUCGAGUUAUGUAAAGUGUCUGUCUGAUCAAGUCUGAAUAUGUAGGUGCUUGUAUCUGCAUAUUUUUGUUUCCUUUUCUUCAUAUAAUAAAUCAAGUUUUAGUGUUAGUAAUUUUUGGUUUGUUGUCAAGUUCUUGAUUCCUGAUUGUGAUAUUGUUGCCCAGCUGUUUUGCCUAAUGAAAGAAUCAUCAGAAGUUCGGCCUGAGAUGUCUCUUCAUCUAUAAUUCAUCAUGAAAUUAAUAUGAUUGCAAGAAGUCAGACGAUGAAUCCAAUGGACCAUUUGAAUUGCAUCAAGAAAUUAAUUGAUGAAACUAGCUCAAAUAAAAAAGACCUUGGAAGUUGGAAUUUCAGGCUGCAGGCUUUUUUCAAAUGGUUUUGAAUUUGUCAACAAAGGGCUGCUAGGGUCAGUAAUGGAUUGUAGAUUUGUAGCUUUGAAAGCUUUUCCUUUGGGGAUGUGUGUGGACAGUGUGGGGUUCAAUUUCUAAUUUGUGGUGUUUGGACUUUGGAAUAUAAGGAAGCUAACAGGGAAGUUACCUUACCUCCAAAUUCCAAUGGUUUUUGACCCUUUCAUGAGAAACCAUGAUGUGUCUUUGCAUAUUUAACAGUACACAUCACAUCUUAAACAUUUGGAGACAUGACAGGCUAAACUAAAGCAAUUUGCUUUGAGUUUUAACCAGAACCGAACCACUACUUUGACGUGGCCGCUACUACUUCCAAUUCCACUUUAGAUGAGGAUUUUUUGUAGCCUGUGGGGACGAAUUCUUUUCUGUUUGCCCCUGACCAAAAGGGAUAUAUCUUAUUUUCAUUUCAUGCAAUUUUGCAUGUUUCUUUAGCCUUCAAUAUUGUUGGAUUCUCGUAGCAGAGAAGGUUGUUUUCUUGCCUAAAAGUACGAACAACUAUCUGAUGUUCAGUCAGUCGGGAUUCAAUUCUUUUUUCUUGAACUUUGUAUGAUAACCAUUUUUCAGGCAUUUUGAUUGUGUUCAACCACAUGUUAAGAAGCAUCUUUGUCCGCAGAUCUCAUUUCAUUCCUUGGUAAGUAGACUUGCCACUGGACACCUGUUGUACUGUAAUCUGAUAUGCUUUCUGAAGUCUCGUGUUGCUGUAUUGUUUUACGUCAGUGCUGAUUUAAGUCGCAAUUAGAAUAAUGUUCACUCUUCUCUUAGUAAGUUACUUCGAUUAAACAAUGUUGAAGGAGAAUGCUUUGUACAACAUGGGCCUAUAUACUUCAGGGCGUUAACUUACUGACUAUAUACAGUAUUGAGCUUCUUCAGCUUGAAUUGCAAAAGUAUCCUGUUUUAUGAGACAUCAUUUUCCAUCUAUUGUUCAUCCAUUUUAGAUGCAUACUGCUCCUCUACAUGGGGAGGAGCCUUGUAUGAGCACAUUAAAUCUGUGAGAAAUCCAAAUCCUGCUCUUCACAUGUCGAUGACUCAACAAUGGAGAGCCUAGAAAGUCAGAAAGAUGUGUAAUUUGGUGCAAUAUUCUUUCGGAGAUAAGAGGAAAAUACUGCGAGUUCCAAUUUACGUAUGCGAGGAGUACACAAGCCUAAGAUUUGGAUCUUCAAACCACUGAAACAAACUCUAAGGAUUCGGCAAUUCAGUUUAGAGUAAACUCUAGGUUUUGCUGCAAUUGAGCAAUGAGCAUCUUUUAGUUCGUGUUCUGUUUUUACUUUUUAGCAAGUCUUCUUCUACUCGUGUUAGCCAGUGCUGUAAAAUUUCUUCUUUACUUAUUAUUCAUUAAAUUAUGUUUCUGGUUUCUGUUUCAAUGCAUAUUCUGGAUGUUCUUUAUAUCUUACAUUUAAGCCCAUAUAUCUAUCCUUCCAUCACCUUUAUUUGGUAUAUUAUUCGUCUGUCUGUCUGUAUUUUUUUCUGACCUGAACUUGGACUCCCUAUCUAGCUGGUUGCUUCCUAUUAUUGGUGGGAAAUAAAUGACUUCUUUAGAGAAUUGCAAGUUUUAUACUCCCUCCGUCUCAAAAUUAUUGUCCAAUUUGAGUUUUUAGAUUUAGUACAAAUUGUAUUAAGGAUGAAAUCUUAAACUGAACAAUAAUUUUGGGACAGAGGAGUAUCUUGCAGUAGGCAACUUGUAUGAUGAGUUGACUGUACUUAAUUGUGCAGAGGUGAUGAUCUUUAAGCACUGAGCAUGCAGCCCUUUUGAAAACAAGAAGUCAGAGAACUAGGAAGAUAAACAAAUUUUGAGCCCUUCUUUGAAAGUUAGAUGAUUUUUUUUGAAAUGGUGAAAGUUAGAUGUUAGUUGUACUGAUCAUGUGAAACCAGGUGGGUUAUCAUCAAAGUAUCCUAAUCAUGGUGGAGCUGCCGCUAGUACUGCUGCAGAUGAUGAUAUUAAGCUCCCCGUCCCGAAAUUAUUGUCUACUCUGGAUUUUCAUAUUUAGUACAAAUUGAACUAAAGGUGAAAAUCCAAACUAGACAAUAAUUUUAGGACGGAUCUUGUAGACAUCUAAAAGGUUACAGGUUGUUGCGCUUGCUUCUUCUUUAGCAUCUCCGUUAUAACUCACAAGUUGAACCAGUACUACUUAGCUUCUUCAAGUACCGAAGGGAUUAGAUACCAGCAUCGGGAAAAGUUUUCAGUAUAGCCUGCUAAUUAUGACAUGAUAUUUAUAGCCAUUUACGGUCCGGCUGACUGGAUGUAAUAAGUGAAUCUAUCUGAUCUUUUUCAGUGUAUAGCAAAAUAGUGAGUUUUGUCUGAAUUAAUGGUUGGAGUCCCCAGUAAAGUUUCCUAGAGUACUUUUUUCUUCCUUGAUGUUGCAUUUGUUUGGGAUUUGCCGUAUUUCUUCAAUUGAUUUGGGAAGUUUCUCUCUUUUUUUUUUUUUUUGUGUGUGUGGUAUGUCUUGUUUUUUUUUUUCAUUUAAAUAUUAAAGAAGGUUAAAGCCUAAAUAACAGUCACAUUUUGGAGGUGGAUAUUCUCAAUGAAUUCAGUGCCCUAUCAUAAGGUACUCUAUCACUAUUCAACUUAUUCGAAACAACCGCUUGAACAUUCCAAACGAUUGAACUCAUACGGGAAGAUUGAUUGAGAUUGGAGCCCUAACCUCAAAGGAUACUUGGACAGUUGAUACCGCCAUCUCAUCCAUAGCUUUGGCGUCAUCAAUUCGACUCCCAUCUGACUGCUCCUCUGGAAAAGGUUUGGCUGCUGACUCAAUUGAUUAGUAUCUACCAUGAAAUCAUCCCCAGAUCAAACUCCUCUGACCUAUUCUCCUCACUUAUUCAAUUGAUUGUGGUAUGUCUGAUUCACAUAGGCAUUGUGUUGGUUCGUUUGUUGAAGGCUAUUUAUUUUCCCCUCUGGUGAUACAGUGAAAAAAAAAUUGACAAAAAAAUUUAUAAGGAAUAAUGUGAAUAAGUUUUAAUUAUCCCCAUUAAAAUUUAUAAAUAUUUUUUAUAGGUAUAGACGGUUAUGAUUUAUUUUCAUUAAAAUUUCAUAAAAAAAUUUCAUACGCAA
Molecule: messenger RNA, 4778 nt
Organism: Oldenlandia corymbosa var. corymbosa
Lineage: Eukaryota; Viridiplantae; Streptophyta; Magnoliopsida; Gentianales; Rubiaceae
Source: the annotation of a GenBank genome assembly